CAGGCGGCGAGUGUUAUAUUGCUUGUUCGCCUAGAAUCGGAAUCAGCACCCCUUCGGAGUUCCUCGUCUAAAACCCUAAAUCCCUUGCAAAACCCUGACAUAAUCCUCCCUUUCUCGGCGCAAUGCGCCGUUGCUGAUGGCGUGGUAGCGAGACCCGGCACUCUCUUCUUCAAGUUAGAGACUGCUGGUCAGUAGUCCCUACAUUGAUAAAAUGAUGGAUCGCAAGGUGGAUAGAAGGUUUGGAAGUGGUCCUAAGGAGCUUUGUGGUGCUGUUGAUCUUAUAAGCAGGUUCAGGCUUCAACCUUACCAUGAAUUCUUUUGCAAGAAACCACUUCCUAUAUCAGUUUCAGAUACAAAUUAUCUCAAAAGUGUGGUGGGAGAUAGAGAAAUUAGGAAAGCAGAAAGGCUAAACUCGGAUCAGCUAUCUCUAACCCCGCCUCAUGUAAAGAAAGGAGGCUCACAAAUCCAUGCUUUUGACAUGAAAGUUCUCUGGGAAGCUUUUGAGAUUAGACAAGCACCAUCUUUAUGCCUAUUCCCUGGAGUGGAGAGGGCCAACACUGCAGUUGCUAAGUAUGGACACAAGGGCAAGAGGAAGCACAAAAGCCACAAGACGAAGAGAAAAGACAACAAGAGAAGCAAACAUCAUCACCAUCAUGAUAAAAAGGAUGGGAUCAAGAAGUAAAUGGGCUGGAUAGGUCUCUAUCUACACUUAGAAGGAACGACCUGACAAGCUUUACCAUCCCGUGAGAAUUGGUGGCUCAGAGCUUGCUUUCCUAUAAAUGAAGAGAGGGAAGGAAGAAGGCAACCUGAUUGUCUCAACGGAGUUCUCUCAUUCUCUUUUUCUUGGUUUAAAUAGAUUAUUCAGAUCCGAUGAUAUACCCUGUGGUCCAGGAUUCCACUUCUUUCUCACCUUGUGCCUUUUCUGCUUGGCUUUUGUUCCUGUUUCGAAGGACAUGAGUCGAAAUAUGUUGUAAUAUGGCAUAAUUUUUUCGACGGAGAAUGGUAAUUUCUGUUAACUUCA
Eucalyptus grandis is the source of this 1021-nucleotide messenger RNA. RefSeq names its product mediator of RNA polymerase II transcription subunit 19a. Gene Ontology annotation, cellular component: mediator complex. The coding region runs from base 212 to 682 and encodes 156 amino acids. Lineage: Eukaryota; Viridiplantae; Streptophyta; Magnoliopsida; Myrtales; Myrtaceae. The transcript is spliced from 5 exons. Gene Ontology annotation, molecular function: transcription factor binding; transcription coregulator activity. The record is from RefSeq and is a predicted model, not a curated record. Gene Ontology annotation, biological process: positive regulation of transcription by RNA polymerase II.